CGGGUUCUAGGUGGAUUCACGUGUAUUUUACCAGCCUAGCCCGUUACCCAGAAAUACUCGCUACAGCCCAUUUGGCAGCCCGGUAUAGAGGCGUGUAAGCCCGAGAAAACUCGCACAAACACGUCGGGUGGACGGGUUUCCAAGACGCGAGGAGGGUGACGCGUUUCUUACACGCGCGGCGGCGGCGGCUGCAGCAAAACCACUGUCGCGGCGGAGCUUCACCGACGGCGCGGUCGAUCUCGCCGCCGCCAGAUCUCGCCGCCGCCAGAUCUCGCCACCGCUUCCUCCCGCCACCACCUCCUCGACACGAAGACCUCUUCGGUCGCCAGAUCCCGCCGCCUCCUCGCCGUCGCCCCCAACGGAACCUCCAACCGCCGUAUCCUCGCGCCGUCAGCUCGGCCACCAGCUGCUCCGUUGAACUGGCGUUCACUCCGGAACCCAAGCCUUAUUGGAUUUCAAUCGAAGAGGAGGAGGGUCCACCAAGCUGGGACCCCGUGCCUGACCCUUGGAGCUGUUUACCUCAUCCUAGCAAAGAUAUGUCUCCAAAUGGAUCUCCACUGUAUCCAAAGGGUUCUCCAAAAUAUAACUUGCAGCAUGCAAAGAAAAGUAUGAAAAGGUCUGGAAAAAAGGCUUCUCCAAUAGUUGACAAAUCGAGAGCAUCAUGGAAUCCGGCAUUGGAGAAGUCUCUUGUGGAACUGCUACAUGAGCACAAUACCACCUAUCAUAGAAGUCAAAAUGGAUGGACAACUGAAACUUGGAACCUGAUGGUUUCAGCUUUCCAUGAAAGACACCCCCAUGUGAAAUUCACAAAGUCUCAGGUUCAAGACAAGGAAAAGGAUCUAAAGAGGGAUUACAGGAUUUUAAAGGAGGCUCGUAAACAGAGCGGUGUUGGCUGGAAUGAAGCAAAAGGCAUGCUACAAGCUGAUCCUCAUCUCUGGGUAAACUUGGCGACUUCUUUGGGCGACAGGAUCAAGAAGUUCAAGCGCAAAGCUUUUCCUCUUUAUGAUUCCCUUGGGGAACUCUAUAAUGGGCAAUUAGCUGAAGGCAAACUUUGCUUCACAUCUACUGCCGGGCCAUCGAUGGAGAUCGAAGAUGUAGAAAGUGAUGAUGACUAUGAGGUACAUGGGGAUAAAUGCUACGAUGAAGACUUGCAGAUCAUUGAUGAUGAGAAAAUGGAGAGGAACACGCCACAUGUUGCUGCUGUCGAGAGGAACAAGUCACAUGUUGCUGCUGUCGAGAGGAACAAGUCACAGGUAACUGCUGUCGAGAGGAACAACUCACAUGUAGCUUUUGUUGAGAGGAACAAGUCACGUGUAGCUGCUGUCGAGAGGAACAUGUCACAUGUAGAUGCUGUCGAGAGGAACAUGUCACAUGUAGAUGCUGUCGAGAGAAACAUGUCACAAGUAGCUGCUGUCGAGAGGAACACGUCACAAGUAGCUGUUGUCGAGAGGAACAAGUCAAAAGUUGGUGGCUCGAGAGUGAAUCGUAAGAAUAGCCCAAAGAAGAGGAGCACAGAUGGUUUAGUAGGAGUGAUGGAGAGAUUAGUGCAAAUCAAAGAAAAGGAAGCCAUAAAAGAAGUUGCACAAGAAUUCACAAUUACAAGAUGCAUGGAAGCCUUGAAAACCUUGGAAGGUGUCACACCGGAUGAGAAAAUUACAGCACUGGAGGUCUUUGAAAAUGCUCACAACCGUGAGUUUUUUGUCAAUCUCGUAGAUGACAAAGAUGGCACAGCUAUUCUAUGGUUUCGCAGACAGUUGGCUAGGUUAACUUGAGGUAUUGUUCUUAUCUAUCCCACCUAUGGAAGAUUGUCUUGAGAAGGGAGAAAAAUCCUCAUCUAUGUAUCACUCUUGCUUUUGAUGGGAGGAGAUGUACUGUUUUUUGAUGCAGUGUACUUAAAGCGGCGGAAGCUUGUUUUAACUGUUGGUCGCAUGUUUAGCCUGUUUCAUUGUGUUAGGGCCUUGUUGCUGGAUGUACAGUUUGCACUGGUAUCAUGUGUUCGGGAAUCUUAUUUCGCAAAAAUUAACUUCAGCGCUCCUGCAUGCUUCAGGACACAAGUUUACAAGGGAUUGUUGUUAAUGUACUCUGAUCAAGAAGUUGUACUCCCUUGCUUGAAGUGCUACCUAAAAACUAAUGCUAGAACUUUGGUUACUUGUG
This is a messenger RNA of Lolium perenne, 2154 nucleotides long. RefSeq lists its product as uncharacterized. The record is from RefSeq and is a predicted model, not a curated record. Lineage: Eukaryota; Viridiplantae; Streptophyta; Magnoliopsida; Poales; Poaceae.